UUUGCUCUGACAACUGGGCCAGCGCAAACGGAUCAGAUCAAACGCACGCGACGCAGGCCACGCCCACGUGGACGCUCCCCGCCUCCGCUCGUCGCCGCCGGCAGCAUGUCCCACGGCGGUGUCUUCCUCGGCGUCGACGUCGGCACUGGGAGCGCUCGCGCAGGUGUCUUCGAUGAGAAGGGUAAGCUGCUGGGUUCAGCGAGCAGCCCGAUACAGAUAUGGAAAGAGAAAGAUUGCAUCGAGCAAUCAUCGACAGAUAUCUGGCUUGCGGUGUGCACUGCUGUAAAAUCUGCGUGCUCGCUUGCAAAUGUCGCAGCUGAGGAUGUCGCUGGCCUUGGAUUCGCCGCUACUUGCUCCCUUGUUGCUGUUGAUGCUGAUGGUUCCCCUGUUUCGGUUUCUUGGAGUGCUGAUGCAAGAAGGAACAUCAUCGUGUGGAUGGACCAUAGGGCUGUUGACCAGGCUGAUCGAAUUAAUGCUCGCAAUUCACCGGUAUUGCAGUACUGUGGUGGGGGCGUAUCUCCAGAAAUGCAAGCUCCAAAGCUUUUGUGGGUAAAGGAAAAUCUGCAAGAGUCCUGGUCUAUGGUAUGUAGGUGGAUGGACCUUAGUGACUGGUUAGCAUAUAGAGCAACUGGUGAUGACACCCGCAGCUUAUGCACAACUGUUUGCAAAUGGACAUAUCUUGGACACGCACACAUGGACCAGUGGAAGGAAUCAGAUUCAUGUGAUAUGCAAGCAUGUGGAUGGGACGAUGUCUUUUGGGAAGAAAUAGGCUUGGGAGACCUUGUUGAAGGGAAUCGUGCAAAAAUAGGACGCAGUGUUGCAUUUCCAGGCCAUCCUCUAGGUUCUGGUUUGACACCUACUUCUGCAAAGGAGUUAGGCUUGCUUCCGGGGACACCUGUUGGAACUUCACUUAUUGAUGCUCAUGCCGGUGGUGUUGGAGUAAUGGAAAGUGUGCCAGAGGCAGAAUCUAAAGAUGACUUAUCUGAUGAAGAAGCGAUUUGCCGCCGCAUGGUCUUGGUCUGUGGGACAUCCACAUGCCACAUGGCUGUUUCAAAGAACAAAUUAUUUAUUCCUGGUGUCUGGGGGCCAUUUUGGUCUGCGAUGAUUCCUGAGUAUUGGCUCACAGAAGGUGGUCAAAGCGCAACUGGUGCGCUACUUGAUUACAUUGUCGAAAACCAUGCUGCUGCUCCCCUUCUGGCUAAUCAUGCUGCUUCUCAGAGUGUGUCCAUAUUUGAGUUGUUGAACAAGAUAUUGCUUUCGAUGUCACAUGAACAAAAUAUCCCCUUUCUAUCUGCCUUGAGUCAAGAUAUGCAUGUCCUUCCAGAUUUUCAUGGAAACCGGUCCCCUGUUGCUGAUCCAAAAUCCAAAGGAGUGAUUUGUGGCUUGACACUUGAUACUAGUGAAAAGCAUUUAGCGCUUUUGUACCUAGCAACAAUUCAGAGUAUUGCGUAUGGAACUCGUCAUAUUGUGGAGCAUUGCAAUGCUCAUGGACACAAGAUCGACACUCUUCUUGCCUGUGGCGGACUCGCAAAGAAUUCCUUGUAUAUUCAAGAGCAUGCAGAUAUCAUCGGAUGUCCAAUAAUACUUCCUAGAGAGAAUGAGUCUGUACUUUUAGGUGCUUCUGUUCUGGGUGCUGUUGCUGCAAAGAAGUUUUCGGGUAUUCACGAUGCAAUGAAGUCAAUGAAUGCAGCUGGAAAGGUCGUGCAUCCAUCUUCGGACCCCAGGGUGAAGAAAUACCAUGAUGCCAAAUAUCAGAUAUUCAGGUCACUGUAUGAGCAACAGCUCUCUCAUCGCUCAAUCAUGAUGCAAGCAUUGCAGUAGGGCAACGUGAUCACUGAGCUGGGUACUUCACUCUUGGUUCCGAAUACCCCAGACAUGUUGCUAUGUUUCCUCGCGUUAUGACAUGUAAAUAAAUCCCAUUCUGUUAUGGAAGCAGUGAUACAAUAAUGCCUAUGACUCACAAAAAGUAUAAAGAAAAUGAUCCUCUGUGGUGGAAUGGUAAUUAUAUACCACAAAGUUUCUGUUA
Messenger RNA from Hordeum vulgare subsp. vulgare (domesticated barley), 2026 nucleotides. RefSeq names its product FGGY carbohydrate kinase domain-containing protein. Gene Ontology annotation, biological process: carbohydrate metabolic process. Gene Ontology annotation, molecular function: phosphotransferase activity, alcohol group as acceptor; kinase activity. NCBI's taxonomy places the organism in Eukaryota, Viridiplantae, Streptophyta, Magnoliopsida, Poales, Poaceae. The record is from RefSeq and is a predicted model, not a curated record. The transcript is spliced from 15 exons. Bases 106 to 1821 code for a protein of 571 amino acids.